AUGGCAGUUAUUUCAGUGCGUGGGCUUGAUGCCGUCGUGUCUAAGGAUGAAUCGUUGGGGGAGGAAGUUGUAGAGGGGAAUAUUGAUGCUUGUAAGGAAUCAGUGAGGUCUCAUGAGCAUGAUGACAAUGCCAGUUACGAUGAACCACCAAGCUUGACUCAUCCGAUGGAGUCACGUGUUGUGAGGAAAAUGGAUUUAUACUUGGUUCCCUUGAUGUGUAUGCUAUAUUUCUUGUCCAAUUUGGAUAAGUCUAACAUUGGUAACGCUGAAGUCGCUGGUCUCUCUGAGUCUUUGAAUUUAACAGGUAACCAGUACGGUAACUGUGUGACUGUGUUCUAUGCGACGUAUAUCUUCUUUGAUCCAAUUGGUGCUAACUUGUUGAAAAUUAUUGGGCCCAAGUAUAUGAUGACCGGAUGUUUGAUUUGCUUUGGUGCCAUUUCUUUGGGGACAGCUUGGGUAAAAGAUUAUGGACAUUUACUCUUGGUUAGAGUUCUAUUGGGAGCAUUUGAGGCCACCAUUUAUCCAUCAAUUAACAUGUAUUUGUCAAUCUGCUAUCGUCGUGAACAGUAUGCGAUUAGAUUCGCAUGGGUUUUCUUUGCUGCAUGUAUAUCUUCCUCGUUUGGUGGGUUGAUCUCGUACGGUUGUUCAAAGAUUAAUGGUUCUUUGAAUGCUUGGCAAUACAUUUAUAUUGUGGAAGGUUGUAUCUCACUUGGAUUUGCACCAUUCUAUGCCUUGGGUUUGGCCAAUAACUUGGAGGAGUCUUGGUUCUGGACCGCGGAAGAGAGACAGUAUAUCGUGGACCGUUAUGAAACGAUGUCCACUUUCAACCCGGCAGAUAAAUUUGAAUGGAGCCAAGUAUGGUUGGCUGUCAAAGAUUUAAAGACGUGGGUUUCCGCAGUGGCAUUGUUCUGUAUCGAUAUGACUGCGUUUGGGUUGACCGUUUUCAUGCCCAUUAUUAUCACCUCGAUGGGGUUCUCCAGUGUCAAUGCUCAGUUGAUGACUGUGCCCGUUUAUUUCUUAACAGCUAUCACGUUUUUCGCUUGUGCUUAUGUUUCGGAUAGAAUAAGAAUAAGAUCACCUUUCAUCGUCGGUGCUUGUAUCUCAUGUGCCACUGGACUUGCCAUCGUGUUAGGAAGUGAUGUUCAUGGUGUUAGAUUGUUUGGUAUCUUUGUGCUUGCCCUUGGGAUCUACGUUAACGCUUCUAUGAAUUGUUUAUGGUUAAGCGGUAACAACGGUAACUACUUCAAGAGAGCCACGGCGUUAGGAAUUAACUUGUUUGUUGGGUCCUCUUCUGGUCUUGUCUCUGGUCAAAUCUUCAGAGCUGAAGAUAAGCCAAGGUAUGCUUUGGGUCUAGCAAUUUGUCUCGGUCUACAAGUGUUCGCAGCGAUGCUAACGGUGGUUCAGUACUACAUGUACCGUCGUUUGAACAAGCAAAAGCAAGCUUUAAUCAAACGCUGUGAAGAACUUGAUGAACCAAUUCCUCAUGAUGAGCACUUAUCCGAUAUGAACCCUCAAUUCAAAUAUAUGUACUAA
This is a messenger RNA of Kluyveromyces lactis, 1533 nucleotides long. It is a transcript of the gene TNA1, whose product is annotated as Tna1p. The transcript has a single exon. Gene Ontology annotation, biological process: transmembrane transport. Gene Ontology annotation, molecular function: transmembrane transporter activity. Lineage: Eukaryota; Fungi; Ascomycota; Saccharomycetes; Saccharomycetales; Saccharomycetaceae. The coding region runs from base 1 to 1533 and encodes 510 amino acids. Gene Ontology annotation, cellular component: membrane. The record is from RefSeq and is a predicted model, not a curated record.